Molecule: messenger RNA, 2608 nt
Organism: Helianthus annuus (common sunflower)
Lineage: Eukaryota; Viridiplantae; Streptophyta; Magnoliopsida; Asterales; Asteraceae
Product: E3 ubiquitin-protein ligase ORTHRUS 2
Exons: 9
Coding region: 126-2387 (753 amino acids)
Biological process (GO): negative regulation of gene expression via chromosomal CpG island methylation; protein ubiquitination
Molecular function (GO): metal ion binding; ubiquitin protein ligase activity
Source: RefSeq, a predicted model, not a curated record
UUUCCCCCAAAUUCCAAAAAUUUUCAAAUCCACCAAAACCCUCCUCUCCAUCACUAUAAUAACAACACUCUUCAAUUUCAUCAUCUUCACACCACACGCUCAUCUCCCCCCCUAAACCUCCACCAAUGGCGCACGAUAGCAACCUCCCCUGCGACAACGACGGCCGCUGCAUGGUUUGCAAAGUCAAUCCACCAGAAGAAGAGAAAAUCAACUGCAAAACGUGCGUCACUCCAUGGCACCUCGACUGUCUCUCUGCUCGUCCUCAAACCCUAGCCGAUGCGGCACAGUGGGAGUGUCCUGAUUGUUCUUGUCUCGUGUCGUCUGACGCGGUGCCGUGUGUCGUAGCUUCGGGAUCUGAGCCGUCUGCUGCGCUUGUUGCGGCGAUACGCGCGAUUGAGACGGACGGUUCGUUGUCUGAUCAAGAGAAGGCGAAGAGGCGGCAGCAGUUGUUGAGUGGAGCCAGUGAUGGUGAUGCUAGUAAGGUGAUUGAGGAUAAGAAGGAGAGUGGUGGUGGUGGUAAUGAUGUUUUGAAGCUUCUUAGUGGGAGUUUUAACUGCUCGUUUUGUAUGCAGCUUCCUGAGCGGCCUGUUACGACACCAUGCGGUCACAACUUCUGCCUGAAGUGCUUUGAGAAAUGGGUUGGUCAGGGGAAGCGUACUUGUGCCAUAUGUCGCACUGCAAUUCCUCUUAAAAUGGCUAGUCAACCCAGAAUCAAUUCAUCACUCGUAAUUGCAAUUAGAAUGGCAAAGAUGACUAGAUCAAACGCUGCUUCAGGGCCACCAAAGCCCUACUAUUCUAUUCUCAACCAAAAUAAGCCAGACAAAGCAUACACCACCGAGAGGGCAAAGAAGACCGGAAAGGCUAAUGCAUGCAGUGGGAAAAUAUUUGUAACAGUCCCACCUGAUCAUUUUGGCCCUAUUCUUGCAGAGAAUGAUCCCGAAAGAGGUAUGGGAGUUUUAGUUGGGGAAACUUGGGAGGACCGUUUGGAAUGUAGGCAGUGGGGGGCCCAUCUUCCACAUGUUGCGGGCAUAUGCGGGCAGUCUGAUUACGGUGCACAAUCUGUCGCAUUAUCAGGAGGAUAUGAAGAUGAUGAGGAUCAUGGAGAGUGGUUUUUAUACACCGGAAGUGGUGGAAGAGACCUUAGUGGAAAUAAAAGGACUAACAAGACACAGUCCUUUGAUCAGAAGUUUGAUAAAUCCAAUGAAGCCUUACGAGUUAGCUGUAAAAAGGGCUACCCUGUACGUGUUGUGAGGUCUCACAAGGAAAAGCGAUCGGCCUAUGCUCCUGAACAAGGAGUCAGAUAUGAUGGGAUAUACAGGAUCGAGAAAUGCUGGAGGAAGCCCGGAAUUCAAGGAUUUAAGGUAUGCCGGUAUCUUUUUGUUCGUUGUGAUAAUGAUCCUGCUCCUUGGACAAGCGAUGAAAAUGGAGAUCGCCCGAGACCUUUGCCUGUCAUUAAGGAGCUGAAUGAUGCAAGUGAUGUGACAGAGAGGAAGGGAUCACCAUCUUGGGAUUAUGAUGAGGAAAAGGCUUGUUGGCUAUGGAAAAUUCCUCCACCCGAAAGUAGAAAACAAAUAGACCAAGGAGUUGCUGCGGAUGGCACAAAACCGAGGGUGGUUCGCCGUAAGACACAAAUGUCAGUGAGUGAACGACUUCUCAAAGAGUUCUGUUGUCUUAUCUGCCACAAAGUGAUGAAUCUCCCACUUACCACUCCAUGCGCACAUAAUUUCUGCAAGUCAUGUUUGCAAGAUACUUUUUCUGGUCAAACGUUCAUAAAGGAGAGAAAUUGUGAAGGUAGACGUACAUUAAGGGCACAAAAGAACAUUAUGAAAUGUCCAUCGUGCACUAAUGACAUCUCCGAAUACUUGCAGAAUCCACAGGUGAAUAGAGAACUCAUGACUGUAAUUGAAUCGCUUCAAAGACAGAUUAAAGAAACAGAGGAAAGUUCAGUUUCCGAAGAAGAAACUUUGAAUAAAGAUGAGAAAAAUGAUGUUAAAGAGGAUAGCAAAGAUAACGAGUCUCCGAUCGAGGUAACGGAUGUGUGUUCUGAAGCUAAGGAAGAUAUCAAGGAAAGUGAAGAUAAUGAAGCCAUUGCAAAACCUUCACCUAAAGCUAACAAGAAAAGGAAAGCUGCGGGUGUUAUAGAUAAUGCACCUGCUAAGAAGCUGCAUGAAGAGACUGAUACGAUGAUGAAUGAUGAUGUCAAUGAUUCUGACAAUAAAAUCAUUAAUGGCACAAGUGUGACUCCGGGAUUGGUUGAAAGCAAAGAUUUGAAGGUUGAAGAAGUGGGAAAGAAAGGCAAGAAAGCUUCAAAGAAGAAGAAAGACGAUCAUGGGAAAUGUGCUUCACCGAAAAGUCCAGUAGCCAGGACUCGAAGCAAGAAGGUCUAGCUUGAGCCGGGUGACAAUUGUGUUUGGUUGCAAACUGAUGGUAGGAAUUUUGGAAUUCUCUUCCAAAUGGUGGACUUUGUGAUGUUUUUUGUAUGUCAAGUCAUAUACAUUGCAUUACCAUUUUAGUAACAAUCAUGGUUGGUAUGAAUAUUUUGGUGUCAUAAUUGUCCUUAGAGCAUUGAAAAUUUGAAAUGAAAACCAAAUGCAUGAACUUCAUCUUA